This is a messenger RNA of Alternaria viburni, 2988 nucleotides long. RefSeq lists its product as uncharacterized. The record is from RefSeq and is a predicted model, not a curated record. NCBI's taxonomy places the organism in Eukaryota, Fungi, Ascomycota, Dothideomycetes, Pleosporales, Pleosporaceae. Bases 1 to 2988 code for a protein of 995 amino acids. The transcript is spliced from 2 exons.
AUGUCGAGCACUGGUGAGCGCCCAGUAAACCCCCGACUUGAGUCACAUAGGCACAUUCCUGGCGAAUACAUUGCUACACCUAGCGAUGAGAAGACAUUCCUCAAUUACGCCCCCGUUAUUCAAUCCUCAUCCACAGACACAAGCGCACCGAUUGCGGCCGCGGAGCCUACGUCUACAUUGGACCCAUCUCACGUUCAGCAUUCGAGUGUUGACCCCACAUCUACAAACGAACCUCAUGAGCUGAGACACACUGGAACACUUGGAGAGCCUCAGCCAAAGUCCGCAGAUGACCACCACUACGCUCGCGAUGCUGCCAUUGCUGGAGGACUUGGUGCUGGCGUAGCGGGCUUGGGUGCGCAUGCAGCUUCGAAGACUCACGACACCCAAGACGCUGCUGGCAGCCAGCCCUUGUACGAAGAGUCUAGCCCGUACAGUAGCAAGAUGCUUGACCCUCGUGUUCUAGGCGCUUCGAAGCCAGAAGAGCAGAGAUUCGAUGAGCAGAGGUUCGAUCCAUCGGCCAAAACUGAGACGGCUCCUACCAGUGGUUCAGCUAUCUCUGGCCCUCCUGUCUCGCACAACCCGUCCGAGACCACAGACUCACAGCACAAUUACGGCCGUGAUGCUGCAGUAGUGGGCACAGGUGCUGUAGGAGCCGCUGGAAUGCACCACAUCCUUCACCAGAACGAUAAUCCUAGCACUACUAACUCUGCGAUUCCCGAAAAUUCAUCUUACCCUUCUGCCACGGGGUCGAAUGUUGCUGCUCCUCAGCCAACCUCAAACUUCUCUAAGCCGCUCACCACUGCGAGUACCUCUGCCUCUCAGCCUGUUGCGAAUGAUCAUUUCUACGGUGCCACAGGAGCCCCCGCACCAAUUUCAGAUACGAGUGCACAACAACCAUCAAGUGGUCUAGGUCAAACAUCUAGCGCCAGCGCGGUUCCUGAGAGACAUCCAGAGCACCACUAUGGUCGCGAUGCUGGCCUCGCCGGAGCUGGCGCUGCUGCUGCCGGUGGUCUCUAUGCUGCAAACCGUGACAACACCGACAGCGGACCAGCUUCCAGCACUAUCGGACCUCAUUCGAGCAACGCUGCCAACAUCGUGGACCCUAGGGUUCAGCCAGAGCCAAGCAAACAGAUACACCACAACGUCGGACCAACAGCUGAGGACCCUGCUUCGCGCACGAUCGGCCCGCACAGUAGCAACAUUGCCAAUAUCGUCGACCCAAGAGUUAAGCCUGAUCCAUCCAAGCAAAAGGAGCAUACCACAGUUGGACCGCAUCAGUCAGACACGUUGAAUCGCCUGGACCCCAAGGUUGACGAGAAGGCUGGCCAGCAGAGUGAGCAUCAUUAUGGCCGGGAUGCUGCUUUGGUUGGAGGUGCAGGCGCCGCCGGUUACGGUGCAUACCAAGCCGGCAAUGCGUAUGGCGAUCACAAGACGACACAGCCUGAAGCAUACGAAGCUGGCACUGCUGGAACUGCUGGCACUGCGUACGGUAACCAGAGCAUGAAACAGCGAGCACAAGACGCUAUCAACGCGUACGGCGACCACAAGAUGACUCAGCCUGCCGCUUCCAUGCCAGACCAGAGAUACGAUCCCACGGCUGCCGGGGCACGAGCGACCAACCCAGUUUCUCCAACAAGUCAAUACAACUAUAACGACCCCACUACCCAAAGCAAUGUCAACCGCACUGAUCCCAACGACCACAUCAACAGGAAUGUCGCGCUUGGAGGAGCAGGUCUUGCAGCUGCCGGGUUGGGAGCAGGAGCUUACGCUGGAUCCAAACAUGACAACACUACUCAGCUUCCACUUCGACAGAAGCAAGACAUUGCGUCUUCCGGUCAGGCUGCGUACCCAACGCAAGGUAUGGCACAGUCUUCAUAUCCUGUGCACGAGACUAGCACAAGCGCAUCGUACCCAACCUCAGGUACCAUCGCGCCUUCCGGUCAAACCGCGUAUCCAACGCAAGGUAUGGCACAUUCUUCGUAUCCCAUGCACGAGACUAGCACAGGCGCAUCGUACCCAACCUCAGGUACCAUCGCACCACACAACACGCAUACCCAGGAAAUGUCAUCUCAACCCUGGGGACCUGGGGCAGUUCCGGUGAAUGACAGUCACGAUAAGCGCAACGCGGCUCUUAUGGGUGGCGCCGCAGGUGCAGCGGGCCUAGGUGGUGCAGCUUACAUCAACUCUCAGAACCAAGACGAACGCGAGGCGGAAGAGCGUCUGAAAAAGAUUGCCCAUGAUCGCGAGAAGGAGCAGCAUAGACUUGACAAGGAAGAGCACAAGCACGACAAAGAAGUGCACAAGCACGACAAGGCCGUCGCAGCACACGAGAAAGACGAGCAUCGUCUGGCCAAGGAACACGAGAAAGAGCAAGCGCGUCUGGUCAAGGAGCAACAUCACCGUGAGAAGGAGCUUGAGAAAGAGAACGAAGGCGAGGAGAAGAAGAAGCACGGCCUUCUUGGAUUCUUGCACCGUGACAAGUCCAAGAAAGAAAAGUCGACUGCCAGUCCUGAAUCUUCACCGCGCCAGUCUCGCGAUUACAGCCCUAGACACUCCAGAGACUAUGGCGAUGAUCAACCCGACUCACCGCGCUGGAAGGGCAAGCACCUGCUUCACAAGGACCCACCGAAAGGUCACCCUGCCCGUGAGGCUAUGGAGCACCAGCAGAUGACCGAGUCGACUGGUUCGGUAGGAAAGAGGGAGCACAUGGGUGUUGAUGGUCCGAUUGGCAACCCAACCAUGAUCUCAGGCGAUCGCGAAACUCAGCAUGGCGUCCACGGUGCGCAUCCCGUCUCGGAUCUAGACCGCGACAACACGGUCACUGAGCCACACACUGGUCUGCCCAUGAACACCGGGCGCUUCGGCACCGGUGCUGGCGGAACAGACGGUAACCCUGCCAUUCAUGGGCUCCACGAACAUUCUGGUCCGGCACCGGGUCAGAGCACAACGGAUUGGGAGGCUAUUAGGAAGGGCAACACACCAUACUGA